GAGCGCUCAUUCGCAGGGAGACGCGUGCAUCUCGGCGAUAGUUUAAAAACUUGUUCAGCGGAUCUUAAUCAUUCUGUUCUUAGAUCUGUCGGAGAUCACGUUUAAGCCCGCUGAUAGUCGAACCGCGCGAUGGCAACCGUUUUUCUUGGCACUGUCGUGCACACCAAGUCGUUCGGCGAGUUCGAGUCCUUCGAAAAGGGCUUCCUGGUAGUGGACGACGCUGGCAAGAUAAUAGGAGUGGGCCAAGACUACAAGGCAUGGGCAAGCAGCAACCCGGCCCAGGCCAAGGGUCUGACCGAAGUCCAGCUGUCGGACUACCAGUUCCUCAUGCCAGGCUUCGUAGACUGCCACAUCCACGCCCCGCAGUUUGCUCAACUGGGAUUGGGACUAGAUAUGCCUCUUCUGGACUGGUUGAACACGUAUACUUUCCCGCUGGAGGCGAAGUUUUCCGACCAGCAAUACGCCCUUCAAGUCUACCAGGGUGUGGUCGAAGCAACACUGCGGUGCGGAACCACGCUGGCGUCCUAUUUCGCCACCAACCACAUGGAGUCAACGCUGACCUUGGCGCGGGAGGCGGUGCGUCAAGGCCAACGGGCACUGGUGGGCAAGGUCUGCUCCAAUUGCAACAGCCCCGACUUCUACGUGGAGUCAGCGGAAGAGUCGGUCAGAGCAACUGUGGCUUUCGUCGACGGCGUGCGAAAGCUCGGCAGCCCGUUGGUGAUGCCGACAAUUACGCCCCGCUUUGCCCUUAGCUGCAGCAAGGAGCUGCUUAAAGAUCUGGGCGAUAUUGCGAAGCGAUUCGACCUGCAUAUCCAAAGUCACAUCAGCGAAAAUCUGGCGGAGAUCGAGGUGGUAAAGGGGAUAUUUAAGACCAGCUACGCCGGAGCAUACGACGAGGCUGGCCUGCUGACGAACAAGACGGUAAUGGCUCACGGCGUGCAUCUGGAGGACGACGAGGUGGCACUCCUUAAAACCCGCGGGUGCUCGGUGGCCCACUGUCCCGCCUCGAACACAAUGCUAAGCUCAGGUCUGUGCGAUGUCCAACGGCUGGUGAGCGCCGGCGUGAACGUAGGUCUCGGUACAGACGUUUCAGGGGGAAACUCAGUCUCGAUUCUGGACGUCCUGCUGCGCGCAUUGGACGUGUCAAAACAUCUUGACUUUUUUAAGAAGCAGAACAUUCGCGGAACGGGGGUGGCCGAAACACAAGAUCCAAACUACAUUCCGUUAAAGUACAAGCAGGCACUCUACUUGGCCACAUUGGGUGGAGCCCAAGCGCUGUCCCUGGAUCAGUUGACCGGAAACUUCGUCCUAGGGAAGGAGUUUGAUGCUUUGUUGGUGGAUGUCAGCGUCGUCGAAAAACCCAUGCGGAGACUGAGCGUCGAUGAACUGGUGGAGAAAUUCAUUUACACAGGCAGUGAUCGCAAUAUUAUCGAGGUUUUUGUGGCCGGGAAGCGUAUUAAACAGAAAUACCAAUGAGUAGUGAGCAAUUAUACCUUUAACAGUGUGAUUUCUCAAGGAAACGUAUAGAGAAUUUAUUUUUAUAGUGAUAAACAUUAAAUGCUGUAAUGGAAUUUUGAGAUAACCACCAAUAUACAUAUUUCUGUACACAGCUAAAAA
Messenger RNA from Drosophila erecta, 1617 nucleotides. It is a transcript of the gene DhpD, whose product is annotated as guanine deaminase. Gene Ontology annotation, biological process: guanine catabolic process. Gene Ontology annotation, cellular component: cytosol. The coding region runs from base 130 to 1476 and encodes 448 amino acids. NCBI's taxonomy places the organism in Eukaryota, Metazoa, Arthropoda, Insecta, Diptera, Drosophilidae. The transcript is spliced from 5 exons. The record is from RefSeq and is a predicted model, not a curated record. Gene Ontology annotation, molecular function: guanine deaminase activity; zinc ion binding.